UAGUCCUCCUUUUCCUUCAGACUAAAAAAAAGAAGAUUCCAAUUGGUCGAACCAAUCCAGCCGCAACCUUGGCUUUCCGGUCUCCUCCUCCCCCAAUCUAUCCGGAGCUCGCGGAUCGAGGGACGCGACUCGCCGCCGCGGCCUGCUCCCCGGAUCAGCGCCGUCGCCGGCCGCCGAUCGGAGAGCGAGCGGCCCCCCUUUUCCCUGGAGAUGGACGGCCUCGGGGGCGGGGGAGGAGGGGUGCACGGCUCCCGGAGGAGCAUGUCCUCGGCCUACGGCACCAGGAGGAGGGCGUCCACCGCGGACAACGGAUACGACGCCGCCGCUCCCAGGAGGGCCUCCGCCACCAUCUCCCGCACAACGUCGACGUUGACUGGGGAGAGAACCGUCAAGAGACUGAGACUGUCCAAGGCACUGACGAUACCAGAUCACACAUCUGUACAUGAGGCUUGUCGGAGGAUGGCCGCGCGUAGAGUUGAUGCCGUGUUGCUGACGGACUCCAAUGCGUUGCUCUGUGGGAUCCUUACUGACAAGGACAUAGCCACAAGGGUUAUUGCUCGUGAACUGAAGCUAGAAGAGACACCAGUUUCGAAGGUCAUGACAAGAAACCCUCUCUUUGUUCUCGCAGAAACUCUUGCGGUUGAGGCAUUGCAGAAGAUGGUACAAGGCAAGUUCAGACAUUUGCCUGUGGUGGAGAAUGGUGAAGUCAUUGCACUACUGGACAUAGCCAAGUGCCUAUAUGACGCUAUUGCACGAAUGGAAAGGGCAGCUGAGAAAGGAAAAGCAAUUGCUGCUGCUGUUGAGGGUGUAGAGAAGCAUUGGGGGACAUCUGUAUCUGGCCCCAACACGUUUGUUGAAACUCUUCGAGAACGGAUGUUUAAGCCAGCACUGUCCACCAUUAUAUCUGAGAAUUCAAAAGUGGCCACUGUUGCACCAACUGACACUGUGUUGACAGCAUCAAAAAAGAUGCUUGACCUGAAAGUAAGUUGUGCAGUUGUUGCGAUUGAAAACAAGCCUGGGGGGAUUCUGACCUCUAGAGAUAUAUUGAUGCGUGUUAUAGCCCAGAAUCUCCCCCCUGAGUCUACUACAGUUGAGAAGGUCAUGACUCAGAGUCCAGAAUGUGCCACGGUUGACACUCCAAUCCUUGAAGCCUUGCAUACAAUGCAUGAUGGAAAGUUUCUGCAUCUGCCUGUUCUAGACACUGAUGGAAGCGUUUUAACUGUUAUCGAUGUCCUUCACAUAACUCAUGCUGCCAUUGCAACAGUAGGAAACAGCGCAGCAACUGGCUCUGAGGCGACUUCUUCCAUGAUGCAAAGGUUCUGGGAUUCAGCAAUGUCAAGUGGGCCGCUUGAUGAUGAUGAUGACUCCAGAAGUGAAGGGUCAACAAAAGUGGCAUCUGAGGCAACAGAUAUAGGACGAUCAGCAUUCUAUCCAGCUUCAGGCUUAUCAAACACUUUUGGGUUCAAGAUUCAGGACAAACAAGGCAGGAUGCACAGAUUUAACUGCGACACGAGCAGUCUUACAGACCUGAUAACUUCCAUCUUACAAAGGCUUGGCGAUGACAUUGAUAAAUUGAACCUGCCUCAAAUUUUGUAUGAAGAUGAAGAUCAUGAUAAGGUCAUACUUUCAUCAGACGCCGACCUUAUAGCAGCUGUGGACCAUUCAAGACAAAUCGGUUGGAAGAGUUUAAGGUUGCACUUGGAUUACUCUGGCAUUGGCCGUCGUAAGCGAGGAGCCGCCUCAGCGGAUUUCGAGUAUGCUGGAAGGGACGCAUGGGCUUCCGCGUACAGCACUGUUGCGGCUGGGGCAGCCCUGGUUGCUGGCCUUGGCGUGAUGGCUUACCUGAAGAGAGCAGGCUAAGACGGCGGUCGACCACACUUUUGUCUUCAUUGAUGCAGGGUGUUACUACAUUGAAAUGACUAGAAAUGACUGGUGAAAAGGAAAAAAUAUCGACUCAGAGAUGGCCAUGUGAUUAAUUCUUGUGAGGAAAAUCAAAAUCUGUAAUAAUGUCACGGCAAUGGACUACACAGCCCGCGGACGGUGUGGAUCAAAUCUUGGAUGUCCAGUAGUCUCCAUCACCACUGGCGGAGCUAUGUAGGGGCCGAACCGGGCCAUGGCCCGCCCAGGUUUUUGGCAGAAAAACGAUUAAUUACUAGGCAUUAGAAUUACAACCCAACUGCAGCCCACCAGAACGCCUCUCACUCGACCCAGACGAAGAAAAAAAAAAAACACGCAACUGGAGAGAGAACCGUGGGGCUGAAAUGAAACCAUGGAGGCGCCUUGAGCCUUGACGAGGAAUUUUGGGGGAACGAGGGGAGGCGGAGCAGGGCACCAGGAGGCACAGCAACGCCUCACCUCCGCCCCGCCGCCUCAGCCCGCAGGCACGAGCGCCGCGGUGUCAGCUGGAGGACCAGAGCACUGACCAGCUUCUGAUUCGCCGAUUCGGUUUUGAUGCUGUAUUCUUCUCCAAUUUGUCUACGGAGUAUACAAAUACUUUAUUUUUUUCCCAAAUCCGUAGUUGGCAAAAUGCGAAUUUGGUAGCAGGGAUUUGGAUUGGACUUGACUCUGUUUCCAGAAUUUGUUUUCAGUUUUUUUUUUUUUUUUUUUUUUUUUUUUUUUUGAACAAAAGGGGCGCCGGGGGCGCCAGAUAUAUUGAUUCAACUCAUAUACAGUGUAUAAAAUUUGGUUUUUUUUAGCCUGGCCCGCCCUUGGUUUUCUUCGUAGCUCCGCCACUGUCCAUCACCAUUGUACAAUGGAGUAUAAUUGGCCAUUUGUUUGAAACAACAGUGUUCACUCACAUCA
Messenger RNA from Lolium perenne, 2802 nucleotides. Its product is annotated as CBS domain-containing protein CBSCBSPB1. Gene Ontology annotation, molecular function: protein binding. NCBI's taxonomy places the organism in Eukaryota, Viridiplantae, Streptophyta, Magnoliopsida, Poales, Poaceae. The record is from RefSeq and is a predicted model, not a curated record.